AGUAAAAAUGUAGUUUCGAGUUUCGUCAUGUAGCCUAAAUUGCAGAAAUGACAAAAGUAGUCAAUAUCAAUUUUAAAUCUAGUGUAUUUUUUACAGGAUAAAUUAUAGGCUAUGUACACUUUUUUAAUGAAACCUCUAACUUUAUUUAAAACGGAUACAUUCUUUUCGAAUGUCCCUGAGGCCAGGGUUACACUCUGGAUGAAGUUUCUAAUGCAUUUGUAACAUUUCAUUCACUCUCAUCACCAUACAUCCAUGCUCAUCACACUGGCUUCUCAUUGAUGCGUCACUUCCGUCUCCUCCUUCUCAGAGCAAGAUGGCGGCCGUCGUAGAGAGAGUUGAUGGAUGUGUUGGGUCCUUGGACUCAGACUCGGGAUCCCCGAGACAGUGCAGCCCUCCCCCGGAGCAGCCGCACCAGAACAACCCGCUGCUCGGGCUGCCCAUCGUGGCCAUAGAGAACAUCCUCCACUUCCUGUCUUACGACGAGAUCAGCCUGCUGCGCGCGGUGUGUAAGCGCAUGGACACGAUCUGCCAGCGGAUCCUGAACCAGGGCUUCCUGAAGGUGGAGCGCUACCACAGCCUGUGCCAGAGGCAGGUGAAGGCCCAGCUGCCCAGGCGAGAGUCUGAGAGGAGGAAUCAUUCUCUGGCCCGUCACGCAGACAUCCUGGCUGCCGUGGAGACGCGCCUGUCUCUGCUCAACAUGACUUUCAUGAAAUACGUGGACUCCAACCUCUGCUGCUUCAUCCCUGGAAAGGUAAUAGAUGAGAUUUACCGCGUGCUGCGCUACGUGAACUCCACUCGAGCCCCCCAGCGGGCUCAUGAGGUCCUGCAGGAGUUGAGGGAUAUCUCCUCCAUGGCCAUGGAGUACUUUGAUGAGAAGAUCGUUCCAAUCCUGAAGAAGAAGCUGCCGGGGGCCGACCUGUCCGGGCGCCUCAUUGGCUCCACACCAGUGGCCGGACCCUCCACCUCUCUGACCACCAUGUCCCUGCUGGCCAAGAACACGCCGUCGCGCUCUGAGAUGACCAAGGUGCAGCAGCAGGUGAAAGUGAACGGGACAUCCAUGACGGUGCUGCGGCGGGAGAUGACGGAGAUCCGGGUGAAGCAGCUGGAGCAGCAGAAGCAGCUGCAGGACCAGGAGCAGAAGCUGCAGGAGCAGACGCAGGUGAUCGGGGAGCAGAGCGCCCGGCUGGCCGAGCUGGAGCACAAGCUCCGCGAGCUGAUGGACAGCAGUGCUGCUGCCAUGGGGGGGGCGGCCCCCUCCACCUCCAGCAGCGCCGGCGUGUCCUCUGCUGCGGCCGCCACGUCUGCUGGGGGGUCGGCAAGUAGCAGUGGGUCCUCUCUAUCCACAGGGCAUGAGGGCGAGGGGGGGGCAUCACUCAAACGCAGCAGAAAGAGCUCAGAGCGCCCCCGACAGUCCAAACGGCUGCGCAGCAAGAAAUAACACUGACUGAUCACACCUCUCCCCAAUCCCUCGCGUCACCCCCCCCCCCCCCCACAACACAUGACCUGUUCUGUCUGUGAGAGGAGUUGGGAGUAUCGCUCUUCGCUUUACCCCCCCACUAAUAGGCAGGUGGCCUUCGCAGCUUAGACUAUUUAUUGAAGGUUACAUUAAAAUGACUGUAUAGCUUUUUAAUGUAAAAGCUUUUAUAAGAGGCCUAUAUGUUUGCAAAAAUGUGGCAUGACUUAACAGGAACUCAGAUGGUUGGUAUUUUUGGUUCACAUUGUAUAUUAAUGUAGUUUCUGAAAUAAAAUCUACCAAGAGAUAUUAUUUUGGAAACCUGCACAAUUAAAUAGGAUAUCGGAAUACAAUGAUGGACUCAUAACAGUCCUCACAUCUCAAGUUUAAUGACCAUAACCUACGAAAGAAACCAAAUGUAAUGUUGCAUGUUUUGGGUUAUCAAUUGGCUCCUCUCCAUUGCCACAUGGGCAGGAGCUAUAAAUCCAUAGACACUUUUUAUAUUCACAUCCGCUCCUUCCUAGCUGUGGCUAAGUUGGCUGCUCAGACCCUUUCCUUUCAGUCUGGUCCAUUUUUGAAUCACCAAAAAAAGAAAGGCUGGGUUAGAGUCAGCUGUUGAAAAAAGUGAUUUGUUAAAAAGGUUUCCAGCUUGUCAGACCGCUGCGGCCCUGACGUGCCUGGUGUUCAUGCUUUUGUUUUAUUCAUGGCUAAAACAUGAUGUGCAUCUGUUCCUUUAUGAUCAUACUAGUGCUUCACGCAGCCUAUUUAAUACACGGACAUCAUUUCACUGCAGAACGUUCUGCUCCUGGAAACAUAUUUUAAUAUCGCCAAACAUAUUUUUCAAAAUAAGAGAAAUAGUAGUUAAACAAUCGUACAUUAUUUCAUACAUUGACAUUUUCAGUCUGAAAACUCCCUCUCCUCUCACUUCAGCAGAGUCUGAUAAGAUGAAUUGCUUUUGGAGUUUCUCGAAACAGUAACUAUGUUGGAAGUCAGCACCGUACUGCACACUACAUACUGCUCUGUAUAUACUGAGUUAACCAGUAUGCUAUCACCAGCUGUCUGCUACAUUGAUAGUUUACACUGAAGUAUCAAGCAAUAUGUUUUCUCUGCAUAACAGACUGCAUGGCUAACAUGACUGUUUAAAACCCCUGACAUCGCUUUAGCUUACAUGACCAUCGAUUGUAAUGACACUGGUCCGUGCCACCAUGGAAUGAAAAUUGAAACAAUUAUUGUUUAAUACUGUAGCUCUUAAUUGUACCAUCAACCAUCAUGCCUGAUUAUUUUAUCCAACAGUGCAAUAAUUAAACCAUCUGCCUGCAGUCUGAAGAGCCGCAAUGCAUUGUGGGGCAGUUGAUUAUGUUGUGGAAGCUCUCUUCUCAUGUUCUGAUAUUGGUAUACACAUUCAGGCAUUUGUCACAAAAACAUAGCCACAUGCUAAAGCAUCUGGAGCACACUACAUACUCUACAUGACAUCACUUGGUGCGCAGGAUGUUGAUAUGCAGUGAUGCUUUACAGAAACAGCUGUGGCAUGAUUUAGACUCACACACUGGCUAAUUAUUUGUAGUAGAUGGCUGGAAUCACACAGCAUGGUCCUAAAGGAAAUGAUACAAAAUAAAAGAAGUCUACUUUACAUGUGAUGGCAUUCUAAGGGUCUGUUCAUCCAAAUGAUACAUCUUCUCACUUCCUCUAGAGAUAUGUCUCCAAGACAUCUGCCCCAAUCACAAAACAAGGAAGGAAAGCUAACAUGCCUGGACAGAGGGAAGUUAUAAAUGAUAUUUUUAACGCUUGAAAGUUUGUCAAUUUUUUUCUUUUAAAUGUUGCGACUUACUUUGACAGUGAGGUUAAGAUGGUCCCUUUCUGAUGAGGGAACUAUGAUGAUUGUGAGCGGUCUGCAGUGACAGAAGGGGAGGGGAGGACUGCUGGCCCCCCGCCCCACCUCUUGCCUUGUGAGGUUAGCUCUGAGCCCAUAUUGUGGCUGCACUGUUGUUCUCUCUGUGUGGAGCUCUUCUGUUGUGUGGAGAACAUGAACAUUUGGUAAAGAAACUUUGGAGAUGCAGUUCAUGUCCUUGUGAACACUAGCGUCUAUUACAAUGUCACUGGGCAGAAACACAUCAUUUAGUGGCUUAAUCUGAGACUGCGUCUCAGAUUAGAAAACUGUACUGUAAUUUCCAUGUACUUUAAGUCUAGAUUGUGAAUUAUGUCAUGUAUGUAUACCAAGAAAACUAUCCUUUGAGUUGGCUAACUUGGGGCUAACUGCAGUUUUGUUUUCACACAUUGCUGUUACAAAUGUACACAUCAAACCUAUUAAAAACUCAACAUGACUCAC
This is a messenger RNA of Gymnodraco acuticeps, 3779 nucleotides long. RefSeq names its product F-box protein 28 (gene fbxo28). NCBI's taxonomy places the organism in Eukaryota, Metazoa, Chordata, Actinopteri, Perciformes, Bathydraconidae. The record is from RefSeq and is a predicted model, not a curated record. The transcript has 5 exons. The coding region runs from base 314 to 1438 and encodes 374 amino acids. Gene Ontology annotation, molecular function: protein binding. Gene Ontology annotation, biological process: protein polyubiquitination.